UGUGAAUUACGUCCUUUGCUUUUGUGUUGGAUACAGUGUUUUGGAGUUUGUCGAUUUCAUUGUGAAUUACUAUUGCUGGUGAUAUUAAUAUAAAGUAUAUAAUGCAAAAUGAAGAUUCUCAUAUUACUACUAAUCGUCAUCGUACGAUACGGUAAUCUCGUCAAUGGCCAAGAUGCCAUCCGGUGUGCCUACAUGACAAACAUUCCUCGGUUGCCUAGACCAGACUUGCCCCCGAUUGACUAUGAAGGAACAAACUGGAGUAGUAGACCGCUCAUUCCCGUGUUGGUGCCGGACAGAGAUGAUGUCUGCAUGGAUCAGUACAUUCCAGGAUCGGCCACAACGGCUACUCAGAUUAUAUUCAUGGACGAAGAAAUCCCUGAAGAGAUCGCCAUAGCAAGGUUGAAUUAUUAUGGAACUGGAGUACCGGUGAUAGUCCGACCACUUCUCUCAGGGUCUUUUGCAGCACUGGGACCGGAGCUACGAAAGGUGAAUGAUGAAUGGUAUCUCUUCAUAACAGAAAGGCAAGACUACGAAACAGAAACAAUGAGAUCGUACAUGUUGGUGAUCGAGAUUCCCGGGGAGAGCUUACGACCUGUCGUAAGUCUACGCAUCGUGAAUAUAGACGAUAACCCACCCAUUAUUCACGUACUUGAUACGUGUCAAGUACCCGAAUUUAGUGACACUGGUCACACCACGUGCGUCUAUGAAGUCUCUGAUGAAGAUGGUCAGAUCAGUACUUCAGCGAUGACCUUCGAGAUCGACAGCGACCGCAACGAUGACCAGGUGUUCUACAUGGAAGGUGGCAACAUAUCACCCGAUUGGAAGAGGAUGACCAUGACUAUUGGUCUGAACACACAUUUAGACUACGAGCUGAACGCGUUGCAUAUCUUCAGGGUUACAGCUCUUGACUCUCUUCCGAACACUCACACUGUGACAAUAAUGGUGCAAGUCGAAAACGUGGAGCGAAGAGUUCCACGCUGGGUGGAGAUAUUUGCAGUUCAACAACAGGAUGAGAAGACUCCCAGGAACUACACCGUGCGAGCCAUUGACGGAGACACCGGGAUCAACAGACCUAUUUAUUAUAAAAUAGAGACAGCAGAAGAAGACAAAGAAUAUUUCGACAUUGUGACAGUAGAUGGAGGUCAUCACGGCGCUAUAUUAGUAGUUAAAUAUAUAAACAGAGAUGAACUACAAAGAGAACUAUUUCCACUAACGAUAACAGCAUACAAAAGCAACAACGAAUCCCUAGCUACCCCAACGAAUGUAGUUAUCAUUAUAAAUGACAUAAACGAUAAUGCUCCGGAACCAUUCAAGGAGGAAUACACAGUUGAAAUCAUGGAAGAAACAGCACAGACUUUGAAUUUCGAUGAAGAAUUUGGUUUUCAUGAUAUAGAUUUGGGCCAAAAUGCACAGUAUACAGUUAGGCUGGAAAGUGACUAUCCACCUGGGGCUGCCGAUGCUUUCUUCAUAGCACCUGAAGUCGGAUACCAGCGACAAACGUUUAUAAUGGCGACUAAAAAUCAUAGCAUGCUCGACUUCGAGGUGCCGGAGUUCCAAAAGAUUAGAAUAAAGGUCAUAGCCACAGACAAUAAUAACACCGACUUUGUGGGCGUGGCGUACGUAUAUGUGAACCUGAUCAACUGGAAUGAUGAAAAGCCCAUCUUCGAGCAGUCCUCCAAGGAGGUGUCGUUCAACGAGACGGAAGGUGAGGGGUUCUUCGUGGGAACUGUCCGAGCUGAUGACAGGGAUAUCGAUGAUAGAGUUGUGCACUCCUUAUUAGGCAAUGCGAGAAAUUAUCUUUGGAUUAAUGAAUCAUCUGGUGAUAUCUAUGUAUCUAUGGAUAACGCUUUCGAUUAUCACAGGCAAAAUGAACUAUUCGUUCAGGUGCGGGCCGAUGAUACACUUGGCGAGCCCUACAACACGGACACUUCGCAACUCGUCAUCAGACUGAAUGAUAUCAACAACACGCCACCAAGUUUACGAUUGCCUCGGCGUAGUCCACAAGUUGAGGAGAAUGUACCAGAAGGCUACGUGAUAACUGAAGAGAUACAAGCAACAGAUCCUGACACUACUGCGGAGUUGCAUUUCGAAAUAAUAUGGGAGACAUCGUACGCCACAAAACAGGGGAGAGAAACUAAUGCAGAAGAAUACCACGACUGCGUGAAAAUAGAGACGCUUUACACCCUCAACCAUACACGCUCUGCGACGGGGAGAGUAGUGGUGAAGGAGAUCAGACCCAACGUAACCAUAGACUACGAGGAGUUCGAGAUGCUGUACCUCACCGUCCGGGUCGUUGAUCAGCGGACUGAGAUUGGAGACGCCUACGAUGAAUUAACAUUUGCAAUAAUAAUAGUGGAUUUGAACGACAACCCGCCUGUUUGGGCUGAAGGUACUUUAGAUCAGCCCUUCACUGUCAGAGAGAAUUCUCCCUCCGGCCUGGUGAUUGGAUCAGUGCUUGCUACAGACAUCGACGGUCCACUUUACAAUCAAGUCAGAUAUACCAUACGCGUCCAUGAAGGUAUUCUAGAAGAUCUUGUCAAAAUAGACCUGUACACGGGUCAGCUAUCCGUAGACUUGGAUGGUGCAAUUGAUGCUGAUAUACCACCGCAGUAUUACCUGAACUACACCGUUAUAGCGAGUGAUAGAUGCCUCACUGACGCAUGUCCACCAGAUCCUAAUUACCAUGAAACAGAAGGAGAUAUAAGCAUAUUUAUUAUUGACAUAAACAAUAAGAUGCCUUUCCCCGAAACAGAUAAAUUCAAUGAGACAGUGUAUAUUUACGAGAACGCUACGAGCGGCGAUGAAGUCGUUAGUCUAGUUUCUCUUGAUCAAGACCGAGAUGAAAUCUAUAACACGGUGAGCUACAUUAUAAACUACGCGGUGAACCCUCGCUUGCGUAACUUUUUCUCCGUGGACCGUUUAUCAGGUCUGGUAUAUGUCAACUAUACCACUCAUGAGGUUCUUGACAGAGAUGGGGAUGAGCCCGUUCACCAGAUAUUCUUCACCUUGGCAGAUAACUUCUUUUUAGAAGGAGAUGGCAACAGCAACCAGGCUGCUACCCAAGUGACAGUAGUGUUGUUGGAUGUAAAUGACAACGCGCCAGAACUACCAGAUCCUAGUGAUUUGUCCUGGUCUGUUUCUGAGGCAUUAUUAAAAGGAGAGAUACUAUCACCCGAUAUUUACGCACCAGACCGCGAUGAGCCCGACACGGAUAACUCCAGGGUCGGCUACGAGAUCCUCAGUCUCUCCUGUAUUAACAGGGACCUGGACCAUCCUAUGUUGUUCGACAUGAUUCAAGUUGCUAAUGUCACUGGAGAGCUCAUUACUGCUGUGGAUCUAAAAGGCUUUUGGGGAACAUACGAUAUUGCGAUUCGGGCGUACGACCACGGUAUUCCACAAAUGGAAUCUAACAACACCUACUCCCUGGUCAUCAACCCUUUCAACUUCCACGACCCCGCGUUCGUAUUCCCAGAAAAUGGUGCUGUGCUUUGUUUAGCUACGGUAGGAAAGAGCGGUCGUGAAUGGGUUACUUGCAACAGUGAGAGGAGAUUUUCUCGAGCGCAUCUCUGCUACGGAUCAAGAUGGGUUGGAGGCUGGCAAGGUUUCUUUUGACAUCGUUGGCGAUGACGACGCCUCGCAGUACUUCCAAAUCGUCAAUGAAGGUGACAAUCACGGAAUAUUGAUGCUUAAACAACUAUUUACGGAAUCCAAGCGAGAAUUUCAAGUUACAAUUCGCGCGACAGACGGUGGAAUCGAUCCUGGACCAAGGCAUACC
This is a messenger RNA of Leptidea sinapis, 3775 nucleotides long. It is a transcript of the gene Btr175, whose product is annotated as protein dachsous-like. Gene Ontology annotation, molecular function: calcium ion binding. Gene Ontology annotation, cellular component: plasma membrane. The record is from RefSeq and is a predicted model, not a curated record. Bases 109 to 3612 code for a protein of 1167 amino acids. The transcript is spliced from 25 exons. NCBI's taxonomy places the organism in Eukaryota, Metazoa, Arthropoda, Insecta, Lepidoptera, Pieridae. Gene Ontology annotation, biological process: homophilic cell-cell adhesion.